Messenger RNA from Lindgomyces ingoldianus, 1167 nucleotides. RefSeq lists its product as uncharacterized. The record is from RefSeq and is a predicted model, not a curated record. Bases 217 to 798 code for a protein of 193 amino acids. Lineage: Eukaryota; Fungi; Ascomycota; Dothideomycetes; Pleosporales; Lindgomycetaceae. The transcript is spliced from 2 exons.
GGAAUCAUUCAUUCAUCACAAAUCACAACGACAUCGAACCAUUUACACUUUCUGGCAUUGCGCCUCUCAGCCCUCCCACUUUUUCGACUCAGCUCACACUUGUUUUCUUUUGCGACUUUCCCUACUUAAUAACCACUUGGUCCCUCGGCCUUACCUGUCGUUGAUACCUCUGCACACACCUCAUACAUUACAACCUUGUGCCUCACACAUUUCACAAUGAAGGCUUUCGCUUCCAUCGCCGCUUUUGCAGCCUUUUCUUCUGCCGUCCAUGGCGCAACCGUUACGCUAAAAGAAACCGCCUGCAUCACAAGGACGCAGUUGGAAGAAUUCACCAUCGAGGUUGACAAACUCGUCGUCAAACAACUCGACACAGUCUGCGGUCUACAAAUCAUCUCCGCGGACGGAGUAGACGUGAACUCGCUCUCCUGUCUCGCAUAUAAAGAUGCCGAAGGCACCGAUCGUGGCUCGGCGGUCUUUACCUUCGCAACCCCCGCCCUCAUUUCCACAAACCCUGUCCAAGAAGGCUCCAUUCGCUGCAACUCGACCGGCGGGCCAGAGAACAAGGCCAACAGCUCUACAACCAUGUCGACGCUUUCGACAGCAGUCGCGUCAACUGGUACUGCGCUUCCAAUCAGCACGGGAAAUGUUACCGUGCCCACUGGAACCCGUACACCAACUCCAAGCAGCGGACCCAGUGCGACUGGCAGUAGUUCUCCAGCUCAGUCGACGGGUGCCGCGGCCCAUGUUGGGCUGAGCGUUGGGGCGGCUGUCGGUGCUUUUGCUGUGUUCUUUUUGUAAGCCGGCUGGUUCUGUAACCCACUACGCGGCCACAUUGCAUUGGAUAUGGUGUUUUACUUUUUCUAGUCAACAUAUGGGAUUGGGGUUGGAUUUGGAGAUGGAUUUGGAACUGGAAAAUGGGCUGCAUCACUUGGCGUCUGUUCUUCCUUAGACAAAUUUGCUGCAUAUGCCUAUUCAGCAUUUGAAUGCGUAGAUGUAUUUACUUAAUUCUUAAUACUAGAACAGCCACACCUAUUUUCUAUCCGUUGUCUCGUUGUCUACACCCUCAAUAUAGCUGUGCUCGUGGAAGUUGGCUAGGGUAUAACUUGGUUAUACAAAAGAUGUUCGGUUAGCCACUUGAAGGUCUAGGGACCAAAAAAAUAUGUGCAU